Molecule: messenger RNA, 312 nt
Organism: Lasiodiplodia theobromae
Lineage: Eukaryota; Fungi; Ascomycota; Dothideomycetes; Botryosphaeriales; Botryosphaeriaceae
Exons: 1
Coding region: 1-312 (103 amino acids)
Source: RefSeq, a predicted model, not a curated record
AUGGCGUCCAUCACUGUUCUCCGCGCGGCUUACACGCUCCUUGUUGUCCUGGCCGCUCUCCAAGUCCUUCUUCCCCUCGUCAUCGCGCAAGACAACCUUCUCAGUGGUACGACCAUCAACUCUACUGCCGUCUCCGAUGUGAACGGCACUGAGCACAAAAAGAAGAAGAAGCCCGACAACUACCGUGACCAAGGUGGCAAUUGUUACAACUGCACCAUCAUCGAGAACGGAGGCGUGGCCGGUUUCACCUCGCCAGACCUCGUCACAUUGGGCCUGAGCCUUCUUACUUUCCUCUUUGCGAGCUUCCUUUGA